Anopheles gambiae (African malaria mosquito) is the source of this 2145-nucleotide messenger RNA. RefSeq names its product endochitinase. Bases 251 to 1984 code for a protein of 577 amino acids. Gene Ontology annotation, molecular function: chitin binding; chitinase activity. Gene Ontology annotation, cellular component: extracellular region. The transcript has 6 exons. Gene Ontology annotation, biological process: chitin catabolic process; carbohydrate metabolic process. The record is from RefSeq and is a predicted model, not a curated record. Lineage: Eukaryota; Metazoa; Arthropoda; Insecta; Diptera; Culicidae.
GUUUCCUUUUAUUCCUUGGAUAUACACAAUAACUGUAAUUGGUCAAAGUCGGCCUAUUACAUUCCUUCAUAAAAGAUUAGAGCUGUAUUGUGCGCGCUAUUGUGGUCCAGCCGGGGAUCAAACCACACCCGGGCGUUGUAGGAACCAGCGCAUGUACUAUUAAACCAUCAGGCGAAUUGCCCUACAAGGUGUUAAAAGAGAACAAUAUUCAAAGCAACAGCAGUUCCACAUUUGCUAUUCUUUUCUACUAAUGCAGUUGGCAGGUGCAAUGUUAGGCCAGUCACGGACAGUGGUUCUUUGUUUGCUGGCGGUUCUUCCGCUUUUAGCAGCACAAGGACAGAAAGCACGUAUCGUUUGCUACUUCAGCAAUUGGGCAAUCUAUCGGCCCGAUGUCGGCCGGUACACGAUCGAUGACAUCCCGGCGGAGAUGUGCACUCACAUCAUCUACUCGUUCAUCGGGGUGGACGACAGCAACUACCAGGUGCUGGUGAUCGAUCCCGAGGUCGACCUGGAGCAGAGCGGGUUCCGCAACUUUACCGAGUUGCGGCAACGCUACCCACACGCCAAGUACCAGAUAGCGGUCGGCGGCUGGGCAGAGGGUGGCAAAAAGUACUCCCAGAUGGUGGCGGUCAAGGAACGGCGCCAAUCGUUCAUCUCCAGCGUCGUCCAGUUCAUGAAGGUGUACGGGUUCGAUGGGUUCGAUCUGGACUGGGAGUACCCGGGGGCGGCCGAUCGGGGCGGCAGCUUCGGCGAUAAGGAUAAGUUUUUCUACUUCGUCGAGGAGCUGCGCCGGGCGUUCGAUCGGGAGGGCCGCGGAUGGGAAAUUACGAUGGCGGUCCCGGUGGCCAACUUCCGCCUGCAGGAGGGCUACCACGUGCCGGAGCUGUGCGAAAAUCUGGAUGCCAUCCACUGCAUGACGUACGAUCUGCGGGGCAAUUGGGCCGGGUUUGCCGAUGUGCACAGUCCGCUGUACAAGCGGCCGCACGAUCAGUGGGCCUACGAGAAGCUGAAUGUGAACGAUGGUGUCCAGCUGUGGGUGAAUUAUGGCUGCCCGCCCAACAAGUUGGUCAUUGGAGUGCCAUUCUAUGGACGGACUUUCACGCUCAGUGCCAGUACGACCAACCCGAAGCUUGGGUCGUACAUCAACAAGGAGGCAGGCGGUGGCGAUCCGGGACCGUACACGAAUGCAACCGGUUUUUUGGCGUACUAUGAGAUCUGCACCGAGGUGCAGGACGAGGAAAAGGGCUGGACGAAGAAAUGGGACGAGGUGGGCCUCUGCCCGUACACCUACAAGGGCACCCAGUUCGUCGGUUACGAGGACGAACGGUCGCUCCAGCACAAGAUGGACUGGAUCAAGCAGAAGGGGUACGCCGGCGCCAUGACCUGGGCGAUCGAUAUGGACGAUUUCCACGGUCUUUGCGGGCCGGAAAAUGCGCUGAUGAAGGUGCUGUACGAUGGUAUGAAGGAUUACGUCGUGCCCGAACCGACCGUAACAACCACACCAAGGCCGGAAUGGAAUCGACCACCAUCCACAAUGUCCUCGGAUGGGGAGCAAACAACGACACGUCCUGCCACUACCACCACUACCUACAAACCAAGACCGACGACAACGGUUGCACCAACGACAAGAACCACUACUGCCCGGCGAACCACGACGACCCGCAAGCCCACCACAAUUCUGCCCCCGGACACCGAUUCGGAGGAGGACCGGGAGGAGCCCGCCAUGCCGCCAGCCGCACCCGAGCGCGAGGACGAGUCGGAGAUCGAUUGUUCCGGCUACAAGGACUUUGUGCCGUCGGUCGACUGUACCAAGUACUAUCGCUGCGUCCACGGCCAGCCGGUCGAGUUUGUGUGCAAACCGGGCACCGUCUUCCACACCGCGCUGAACGUUUGCGACUGGCCGGAAAAUGCGGACCGACCGGAAUGUCGCACCAAAGCGAAACUGCUCGAAAGCCCGACCGCGUACGAUUAUGCGUCGCUGUAAUCGCAAUCCGCCGUGUUAUACGCUAUCAACAACCUAUUUUAGGUUGCCGUGGUUUUAUGUAAUAAUUUGCACAAUAAACAAUCUCUCUGUCUCUCCCUUGGAUACGAUCGAUCGAUCGCGAUCAAGGCACGCUGUGGGAGAGGAAAUCUCUUUGUAAACAA